GGGCGGUGCCUCAGGGCCCCUCCCGGGCCGGCGGCGGCGACUCUGCGCCCAUGUCCUCCACGCAGCCGCGCUCGCCCACCUCGCGGGCCGCCAAGAUGAAGAAGGACGAGUCGUUCCUGGGCAAGUUGGGCGGCACGCUGGCCAGGAAGAAGAAGGCCCGGGAGGUGAGUGACCUGCAGGAAGAGGGCAAAAGUGCCAUCAACUCACCGAUGUCUGCUGCCUCCGUGGAUGUCCACCCUGAAGACACCCAGCUUGAGGAGAACGAGGAGCUCACGAUGAUAGACCCCACCUCCAAGGAGGACCCCAAAUUCAAGGAGCUGGUCAAGGUGCUGCUGGACUGGAUCAAUAAUGUCCUGGUGGAGGAGCGGAUCAUCGUGAAGCAGCUGGAAGAGGACCUGUAUGACGGGCAGGUGCUGCAGAAGCUUCUGGAAAAAUUGGGGCACCACAAGCUGGAUGUGGCCGAGGUGACCCAGUCGGAGAUAGGGCAGAGGCAGAAGCUGCAGACGGUGCUGGAGGCCGUGCAUGACCUGCUACGGCCACAUGGCUGGGCGCUGCGGUGGAACGUGGACUCCAUCCACAGCAAGAACCUGGUGGCCAUCCUCCACCUGCUUGUCUCCCUGGCCAUGCACUUCCGGGCCCCGAUCCGCCUUCCUGAGCACGUGUCGGUGCAGGUGGUGGUUGUCCGGAAGCGGGAAGGCCUGCUCCACUCCAGCCAUGUCUCGGAGGAGCUGACCACGACCACGGAGAUGAUGAUGGGCCGCUUUGAGCGGGACGCCUUCGACACGCUCUUCGACCACGCCCCGGACAAGCUGACUGUGGUGAAGAAGUCGCUCAUCACAUUUGUGAACAAGCACCUGAACAAGCUGAACUUGGAGGUGACAGAGCUGGAGACCCAGUUUGCAGAUGGUGUGUACCUUGUCCUGCUCAUGGGCCUUCUGGAGGACUACUUCGUUCCCCUCCAUAACUUCUACCUGACUCCAGAGAGCUUCGAUCAAAAGGUCCACAAUGUGGCCUUCGCCUUUGAGCUGAUGCUGGAUGGGGGGCUGAAGAAGCCCAAGGCUCGGCCUGAAGAUGUGGUGAACUUGGACCUAAAAUCCACCCUGAGAGUGCUGUACAACCUGUUCACCAAGUACAAGAACGUGGAGUGAUAGGAGCAACAGACGACGUCAGGGACAGUUUCCGGGCAAGGGAAGCGGGGUCCGUGCUUCUGGCCCGAUGUCCAGCUGGUGUCCCAGUUGGUUGUUGUUCUUAAUGUCUUCUUGUGACUCCCAGGGCCUUGGAAAAUGCACUCUUUGAGGCCCCGAUUCCCAGGCUGCUGAGUCAGUUGUUGGUCUUAAUCAAAAGAUGAAAAAGAAAAGCCCUAGCCCCCACCCUCAGCCUCAGGCCCGGGCCCCCCUGCGCUCUGUGAUGGAGCAGUUAGCCACCUCAGGUGCUCAGCACAGCACCACCAUCACUGUCACUGCCGUGUAGGCACAGACUCCCCGGGGACUCAGCCUGCCUGUCUCCAGGGUUCCCCUGGGAUGGGCUGUCCUUGGAAGCAGAGCCUUUUUAGUAAAAGGCUUUUGCAGUUUUAAAAAAAUCUCCCUCUCAAGUCCCUGAAGCUUUAGAUAUGACACGAGUUUCAUCCCCGUUCCUGUGGCUCUUUGGAUCUCUCCGCGUUGUGAUUGAUCUUCUGCACAAACGAUGACCACAGAAGUGGCGGGUGCAGAGAGCAGGUCUUGGUUUCUUCUGUGGCUCGGGGGCUGGGCCCGGAGCCAGCUGAGAAGGUGCUCUGGACACGGCUUGGGGCCCCUCGUGGGAAUGGACGCAUCUGCAGAGACUAAACGGGGACGUGAAGCAUUGUGUCAGGGCUUCGUGGCAGAGCACCACAGGCCAGGCGGCUUGUUCUGGGGUCUGCAGGGCCGGUUUCUGCUGAGGCUCCCUCUCGGCCAGCUUCUCCCGGGGUUCACACUGUCUUCACCCUGUGGGUCUGGUACUCGCCUUCUGUUCCUAGAAGACACCAGUCCUCCUGCGGUGAGACCCAUGCAUAGGAACCCCCCAGUGACCUCCCUAAAGACCUAUCUCUUAAGUGCAGCUGCAACUGGGCAUCAGGACCUCAGCCUGUGAAUUUGGGAGACACAACUCAGCCCAUAACAGGGACACAUGAAGUAUUCACCAUGCUGUCCCCAGAGUGAGGUGGCAUCUCCCUCUGGAGUGUCCUGCAAAAAAUAUUGUCACUUACGUGUGGCCUGCUCAUCCCUGGCUCCCCUUGGCUCUGGAGAGAAAUAGGGGUCCCAUUGGCUGCAUUUCCUGGGUGGCCCCUACUCUCGGGUGUCCUGCCUUACAGACUGUCCCUGCUCCAUUCUCCCAGAUCCCACUGGCCCCUGGGGACUCCUGCAUGGCCACCCCUGCCCUGCACACUCAGCAUUUGCAGAAGCAACGACCAGAUGGGUCUUUCCAGUCUUUCAGAUCUCUGCCUUCCCACGAUAGGUCAGGGCUGCAGAAUAAGUUGUUCGUAUUAAAUUGAAUGCCAGCGCCAAGUUUGAAGAAACAGUUUAAUAUUCUUCCCCUUUCCACUGUUGCUAGGCUGAGGAUGGGUUCCAAAUAGGCAUUUUGAUGGAGGUGGUUUCCCAGCAGGGGCAAGAAAUAAUUAAAACGGCAUUACAGUGUCUCCUGCGGGAUGCGGUGACAUUAAAGAGCCACACUGACAAAAUAUCCAGGGCUAGAACACUGCGUGCUGCCUUGGUUACACGCAUGGAACCUCAGCAGCCGGCACUGGUGGAGCUGGGUCUGGCCUGUGUGUUCACAGGCAGGCUGGGGAGGGGGUACCCAUCUCUGGGGAUGGCGGGGGCUGAGGGGGCAGAGGAUGGGGGUCAGGAUUUCCAACGGAAGCAAGCACGUCUGUGCUGUUCUGGCCCAUGGAAAUUGGGGCAUCCCGGCCGUCCCCGUCCCAUGGAAACAUGCCCUAGCUCAUGUCCCCCUCUCAUUCCUCUGUCCCAGUGGAACAGUACAUGGAUUGUAAAACAAGCAGGGCAGCUGUGACCGGGCACUGGCUUCACCCCAGGGUGGCUGAAGGCUGCGUGCACCCAUGGCCUGGACAGAGGCUCUGUGCUUGGGGUUCACUGUGCCAAGGGAGAGUCUUCCCCUAGUGCCCACGAGCCUGGCGAGAAGAAUCGCCCAGGUGGGAGUCUCUGGAGCAAGACGCCCCAUCCCCUGGGCCCUGACUGCACGGGGCAUCUUGGGGUCACUGCCCCCGAGCUUCCUUGGGAGGCAAACCCUUCUCUCUUGUUUCCUAAUAUGAGCAAGUUUUAGAGCCUUCUUCCUUCUUGGAUGCCACAUUUUUGUGAUUUUUUUCAUUUUUGUCUGAAGCGGGGUCUGGUCCAUAGGAACCAGGUGACAGCAAGGUCAUUGUGUCCACCCACUGGGGCUGAGCCUCGACAGCCCUGAGACACUCACACUCCAGCCUCCUCAGAGUAGCUCCGUGCCUGACCCCGCCUCAGCAAGUCCCCCUGCAGCUCUGGAGUCCGCCCAACGUGGUAUUGGGUAAGCACCAAGCCCAGGGCCCCGUGGUAACCUAAUUGGUUGCGACAAAGAAUAGUUUUAUUCUAAAACAGCUGAAUCCUCUUUUCCUCCUUUGUGUGCCAGUAUUUUAUUAUCCUUUUAAUUGUUUGAAGCAACAUUUACUUUGAAUUUCUGGGUAUUAAAUUAAAGCCACUAAAACCCUGGCCACGCUUUGAUCACAAUGGCCUGGCUGACAGCAGGAAGCCACAUUGCCGCACGUGGCAGCACGAGCCCUGUGCUUCCGUGCCAGGGACACGGGCUGGGGAGACACCACAUGGUGUGCGUCACAGUGUGCUGUUGUUUAUUCCAGUAAAGAACAUGGGAGCA
Molecule: messenger RNA, 3867 nt
Organism: Heterocephalus glaber (naked mole-rat)
Lineage: Eukaryota; Metazoa; Chordata; Mammalia; Rodentia; Bathyergidae
Gene: Parvb
Product: parvin beta
Biological process (GO): lamellipodium assembly; actin cytoskeleton organization; substrate adhesion-dependent cell spreading
Cellular component (GO): actin cytoskeleton; lamellipodium; focal adhesion
Molecular function (GO): actin binding
Source: RefSeq, a predicted model, not a curated record